CUGGUGGCGUCGACGAUACCUCGUGCAGCGGUCCAGCAGCUUGGGAACCCCAGGCACCUGAAGCGAGCCCGGGACGCUAAACAGAUUGCGAGGUUGCGACAACCGGUGACAUUGGACUUGGAGCGAUCAUUUUCAUUUUCUUCUCUUUGCUGUUUCGCGUACCCAUUACUUACUUCCAUUCAAGCCUCGCUCCACUUCGGCUGCGAGAUAUGGCGUUACCCGAAACAUCCCAGGCUUUUGCGCUGCCUUCACCCGCGGAGAGCGCCCCCGCUCCUCGUCGGACCGCUCUGCCAUCGAGGCCCAUGUCCUCUAGAGAAUCCGGCGACGUGCCACAAGCCGAUCAAAAACAAUCCGGGCCCGGUGCAAGGCCUUCACCAACCAUGUCACAUGCCUCGGCCGCAUCGUCGGCCCCUUCAAGUCCCACCAGUCGCAAAGCCGGAGGCUCAUCGAGCCAGACCAAGACAACCUCGGCCGGUAAUUUUGGACAGAGCGGCCAGGUUUGCAGUAAUUGUGGCACCACAUUCACGCCUCUCUGGCGGAGGUCACCUCAAGGCGAGAUAAUAUGCAACGCCUGCGGCUUGUAUCUCAAGACGAGGAAUGCUCCUCGUCCGAUCAACCUGAAGCGACCUCCUGCUGUUCCCGGAAACGGCUCUCGGCAGUCGCCCGUCAAGCUGUCCCCCAAAGCCCAGGUGCCGCUGCUGCCAAACGCGCCGGUAGCAAAGUAUGUCGCCGCCGAUCCAACGCCGUCGGGGUCAUGCCCGGGAGGUGGAAGGUGUAAUGGCACGGGCGGCGCUGAAGGAUGCAGCGGUUGCCCGGCAUACAACAACCGAGUCUCGAAGAGCGCUAGUUUGAGCGUUCGAAAGUGCCAGGGCGCAUCCAAAUCGGCAGCUGGCAACCCUGACGACGCAAAUUCGAUAGACAUCGCGGCAUUGCAGCUUCAGAACCAGAACCAGAACCCCACUGUGGUUAUUGCAUGUCAGAAUUGUGGGACAACGGUCACUCCGCUCUGGCGGAGGGACGAAGCUGGCCAUACCAUAUGCAACGCUUGUGGCCUAUACUAUAAACUUCAUGGCGUACAUCGGCCUGUUACAAUGAAGAAGUCCAUCAUAAAACGGAGGAAACGGGUGAUACCCGCAACGGGCGGCGCCCAAGAUCCGGAAGGAACGCCAAGUGAGCGUGCAGAUUCGCCGCCGUCAGAGUCCGAGAAGCCGAAAGAGAGAGGGUCGAUCAACCCCGACGGGUCUGUGAAUCUGGGACUCCGACGGCGGCAAGAGGCGCCUUUGACGCUUGUUCCGGAGACGGUGCUGAUGCAAAACCGGCAGACGUCUCCGUUACCAUCGACUGACCUAGAACAAUACCAUCAGAGCCAACAUCAUCAACAUCACCACCUCCCCGAAUCACUCACCAACGAAAACCGGCUGGCUCCCUUGACCUCUAUACCAAUGCCGCUUGACCGCCAGUCGUCCCUGUCACCCGCGUCCUUUCUCUCACCAUCAACGAAACGAUCGUUCUCUGCCGCCGAGAUGGAGUCCCAUACUCAGAGUGAGGGAGAUCAACCGAAGCGCCUUUCAUCCAUCAAAUCGAUCCUCAACCCCACGGUCACUAGCCCACCGCCCGAGGACCCUUCUGAGAAACAACAUCCUCUCUUUGUGACGCAAGGCAGCACAGCGGCUUCCACACCGAGCCCUGGGGCGUACCAAUCCGUCCACCAGACGCCGGCCCCACAACAGCUCCCGAGCCCACAGGGCGGUCCCGUCCGAGAAGGCGGGAGGAGCAAGGCUGAAAAGCGUGCAAUGUUGGAGCGGGAACGAGAGAUGAUGCGGGAACUGUUGGCGGCAAAGGAGAGGGAGCUUGCUGAAUUGGAGGAGUGACCAAUGCCGUGUUUCUUCUUUUCUUCAACCAAGUCAUCUCUGAGACCCCAUACCCUCUGCAGCUGCAGUCCUAAGCUCAACCUAGGCGUGAUUCAUUAGUGUCGAAUAUGAAACGAUUA
Thermothelomyces thermophilus ATCC 42464 is the source of this 1990-nucleotide messenger RNA. RefSeq lists its product as uncharacterized. Gene Ontology annotation, molecular function: zinc ion binding; DNA-binding transcription factor activity, RNA polymerase II-specific; RNA polymerase II cis-regulatory region sequence-specific DNA binding. The transcript has 3 exons. Lineage: Eukaryota; Fungi; Ascomycota; Sordariomycetes; Sordariales; Chaetomiaceae. Gene Ontology annotation, biological process: negative regulation of transcription by RNA polymerase II; positive regulation of transcription by RNA polymerase II. The coding region runs from base 210 to 1871 and encodes 553 amino acids. The record is from RefSeq and is a predicted model, not a curated record.